Molecule: messenger RNA, 4114 nt
Organism: Nycticebus coucang (slow loris)
Lineage: Eukaryota; Metazoa; Chordata; Mammalia; Primates; Lorisidae
Gene: SESN2
Product: sestrin 2
Exons: 11
Coding region: 700-2142 (480 amino acids)
Biological process (GO): negative regulation of TORC1 signaling; positive regulation of macroautophagy; regulation of response to reactive oxygen species
Cellular component (GO): nucleus
Molecular function (GO): oxidoreductase activity, acting on peroxide as acceptor; L-leucine binding
Source: RefSeq, a predicted model, not a curated record
CCUUGAGCAAGGGUGGAUAUAAGCAGAGUCGAGCAAGAAUGAAAGGACGAAAAGGAAGACACAAGACUUUCAAGGGACUUUGAAUCUUCCAUGUUAAGGAAUCUUGACCCUUUCCAGAUGUUUCAAACUCAGGUUUCUUCUGAGGCCAGUCAGUUUGCAGCAUUUGUCCACGGCCGACUACAGCUCCCAGAGUUCCCAGGCACUUCCAGGAGCCGAUUGGCGGACCUGUUGGCUCCAGAGGGAGGUGUCGUCCCCGCCUCCCCGGGAAACAGACAUCUGAUUGGCUGCGCCGCGGGGCUUUGUGUCCCCGCCCUCCCCCGGGGACCGCAGCGGGCUGAGGGGCUCUGCCAGUGUCAGAGCCGGGCGAGCGCUGGCAGUUCCGCGGCGGGGAUGCUGAGGAGCGCUGGGUCCGCGAGCAGCUCUGGCCACUGCGGACUUCCGAGGCCGUGAAAACCCCUGCGCCGCGGCCAAUCCCAGGUCCCCAAGGCCAUUCACCGUUCCAGAAGCCAGACUGGGGGAAGAGUCCAGCACAGCAGCGGCCGUUCUCCGAUUUCAGAGGGUUCUGGAACCCCGAGAGACACCCUGGGGUUCUAGAACCUCCCCAGCGGCUCCCAGUCCCGGCUUCCUGCGUGCGUCCGUCCAGAACCCCCUCCGGUGCACGGGUCGUCGGCGAGCUGCGGCUGGGUCCUGGCGCACAAGAUGAUCGUUGCGGACUCUGAGUGCCGCGCGGAGCUCAAGGGCUACCUGCCGUUCGCCCCGGGAGGCGUCGGCGGCCAGGGGCCAGGAGAGGAGCAGAGAGAGAGCCGGGCUCGGCGAGGUCCUCGAGGCCCCAGUGCCUUCAUCCCAGUGGAGGAGGUCCUUCGAGAGGGGACUGAGAGCCUCGAGCAGCACCUGGGGCUGGAGGCACUGAUGUCCUCAGGACGAGUGGACAACCUGGCAGUGGUGAUGGGCCUGCACCCUGACUACCUUAACAGUUUUUGGCGCCUGCACUACCUGCUGCUACAUACUGAUGGCCCCUUGGCCAGCUCUUGGCGCCACUACAUUGCCAUCAUGGCUGCUGCCCGCCACCAGUGUUCUUACCUGGUGGGGUCCCACAUGGCCGAGUUUCUGCAGACUGGUGGUGACCCUGAGUGGCUGCUGGGCCUCCACCGGGUCCCUGAGAAGCUGCGCAAACUCAGUGAGAUCAACAAGUUGCUGGCACAUCGGCCGUGGCUCAUCACCAAGGAGCACAUUCAGGCCUUGCUGAAGACAGGCGAGCACAGCUGGUCCCUGGCUGAACUCAUUCAGGCUCUGGUCCUGCUCACCCAUUGCCACUCACUGGCCUCCUUUGUGUUUGGCUGUGGCAUCCUCCCAGAGGGGGACCCAGAGGGCAGCCCUGCCCCACAGGCACCCUCGCCCCCCAGUGAACAAAACAGCCCCCCCAGCAGGGACCCAUUGAACAACUCUGGGGGCUUUGAGGCUGCCCGAGAUGUGGAGGCCCUGAUGGAACGCAUGAGGCAGCUGCAGGAGAGCCUGCUGCGGGACGAGGCAGCAUCCCAGGAGGAGAUGGAAAACCGCUUUGAGAUGGAGAAGUCAGAGAGCCUGCUGGUAACCCCCUCAGCUGACAUCCUGGAACCCACUCCACACCCGGACAUGCUGUGCUUUGUGGAAGACCCCACUUUUGGAUAUGAGGACUUCACCAGGCGAGGGACUCAGGCACCCCCUACCUUCCGUGCCCAGGAUUAUACCUGGGAAGACCAUGGCUACUCACUGAUCCAGCGGCUCUAUCCUGAGGGUGGACAGCUGCUGGACGAGAAGUUCCAGGCAGCCUAUAGCCUCACCUACAACACCAUGGCCAUGCACAGCGGUGUGGAUACCUCCAUGCUCCGAAGGGCCAUCUGGAACUACAUCCACUGUGUCUUUGGCAUCAGAUAUGAUGACUAUGAUUAUGGGGAGGUGAACCAGCUCCUGGAGCGGAAUCUCAAGGUCUAUAUCAAGACAGUGGCCUGCUACCCAGAGAAGACCACACGAAGAAUGUACAACCUUUUUUGGAAGCACUUCCGCCACUCAGAGAAGGUCCAUGUGAACUUGCUGCUCCUGGAGGCCCGUAUGCAAGCUGCUCUGCUCUACGCCCUCCGUGCCAUCACCCGCUACAUGACCUGACUCUCUGCCAUGCAGGACCUGGGCCUGGAGCUGCUGACCCUUGGGGCAUCCUCUUCCCUGCAAGGACUUCUCUGUCUGGAAACAGACACAGACCCCUUUGUGUCCCAUGCCCACCAGCCCACUCUGGCAUGGGCUUGUAUGUAAUGUGCAGCCCCCAAGCCACACCCUCCUUUUUCUCACUGGAAUAGACAGGAUCAUUGCACUGACCGGGAGCUAGAAGAGGACUAGGAGAUCCCAAGGGGCCACACCCUUCCUCCUUCCCCUGCCUCCAGAGGCAGAGGUCAUAGGAAGAAAAAUGGACUGAGUUUGGACUUAUAUGCUACAGUACUGUGGCCUUCUUGGACUGGAAAGUCCUUGGCUGGCCCCCAAGAGAGAGGAGCAAACAGCUCCAGGGACUGACACUCCAGGCAGCUUUGCCUUCCCUCCCUUCUUAUUUCCAGAUUUCAUUACCUCCCACUUGCCAUUCACCCAUCAAUGUGAAAGUCAAGGUCACAGCUGGUCUGUGUAUCCAGUUCCCCAGAAGUCUGUUCUGUUGGGUGGCUUGUAGACCCCUUGUUCCCUGGUUGCCCAGGACCUGGUUCAGUUCUUUGACUUCCUUCACCCUCGUCCUUUUCUUCGUGCCUGGUAGUAUGAGUCCUUAGGAGAAAAGUCAAGCAUAUCAAACAAGAUUGUCUUUAGAGAGUUUGAGCUUCUUUUGGUCACUUGGCUGUCUGAAGAAGAAGGAGUAAUUCUCUAGUUUGUCCUUAAAUGGUAGAAGUUCAAAGCUCUUCAGGGCCUCACCCAUGGAGCUGCAGUCAGUGUGAGAGAAGGAGAGGGAGAAUCCUGUUCUGCCAUACCUGCCAUGCAGAGGCUGGCACCCCACUCUCCUGCUCCAGGGGCUGUGCUGCAGAUGUCUGCCAAAAAGUUGAGCCUUUUUCUAGGUGGCUUAGUUAGCACUGUGGCUCAGCAGGAGACACCAGGGUUCUUGGGGGGGGCCUGCCACUAGCCAAGUGACCGUAGCUACAUUGCCAAACCUUUUGAAGCACCACAGUUGCGGACUGUAGGGUGUGUCUUAAGUUUCUACAAUGUCUGAUGCUGCCCCCUGGAUUCUCAGACCAACCUGCCAACAGCACGCUGAUUUUCUUGCAAGAUCUUAAAGGCCUCUGGGAUGCCACCCCACCCUCCACCCCCCACUCCUGCAGUUAGUCUCUCCCAAUCCCACCCCUACCCCUUGUCCCUUCUGUCCCCUCUCCUGGAUUUUUUUUUUUUUGUAGAGACAGAGUCUCACUUUAUCGCCCUUGGUAGAGUGCCGUGGCGUCACACAGCUCACAGCAACCUCCAACUCCUAGGCUUAGGCGAUUCUCUUGCCUCAGCCUCCUGAGUAGCUGGGAUUACAGGCGCCCGCCACAACACCCGGCUAUUUUUUUUUUGUUGCAGUUUGGCCGGGGCCGGGUUUGAACCCACCACCCUCGGCAUGUGGGGCGGGCGCCCUACCCGCUGAGCCACAGGCGCCGCCCCUCUCCUGGAUUUUUAAGUGGAUUGCUUAGAGGCAGAAGCAACCAAGAACUGAUCCAGGCUACCUUCCGUAGCAAAGAACUAUGAAUGACGACUUCUCUUACCUGUAGUCUAGCAGUCUGUGCCUCUGACCAGUCUGGAAGUGACUGAGGACAGGCCAGGACCAUGCUGCUGCUGCUCUUGUUCCUGUCCCUCCUCUCUGAGCAGGCAGGAGAGGAGCCCCGCCAGCGUCCCACACCUCCCCUGUGCAGGCACGGAGAAGCAGCUGGCACCCCCUUUAGGCCUGAAAGCCCCUCUGUAAUGUGUGCAGGACAGAAGGGGCCUCAGCAUGGGGGGUUGGGUUCUAGAGGGGACAUGAAGCCUAUGUCAGUGUUCCCUGGGAGGGUGGGGAGAGGUGUUCAGUGUUCAAGUGCAGAAAUCUUUGGCUUUAUUACCAGUUCCAUAUGAUGAGAAAUAAACAUUCGCCGAGGUUUUGUUU